GAAAAGAACUUGUCACUUUUAUUCAACAUUCGACUUUAUAAUUUAAUUUCAAUUUUGCUACUUUAAUUUACUUUCUUAAUUUAUUUUUUUCCCUUCUUUUCUUAUUUCUUUAAUAUUAUACGAAUCCAUCUCUACUCUGUAACUCACUAAUCUAAUAUAAUUUUUGUAAAUUAACUAUUUAUUUGUUAUACACUCACCAUUACCUUACGACAAAAUUUAAAUCUCUUCAAUUGAUUUACUUUUUGCAAAAAGACUAAACCUUUAGUUUAGACCAUUGGUUUUUUGCUGCCUAAUCUUUGUCGGAUUGUACACUUCAUCGUUCUCAUCCUCUUUUUACCUCUCUUACCAAAUCACUGUAAUUUUUUUGUGUGUGAAAUUGUUAUCUAAAUCGCCAAAAUUGAUUCAAAGUGGAAGUUCGAUUUACUCGGCUGGGAAACUAGCCUUGGAUCAGAUUUGUUUCCUACUAAUCUAAGAUCUUCAACGACUGAAAAUAUUGACCAUGGUGGACGAUUCUUUACUCCAACUUCAACGUCAACUUCCUCCAAUGAAUCCAGAUCAAGUCCUAGUCGAUCAAACACGUUUGGCUCUGGCAAUUCAAGUAAUGUGAAUAAUGGAAAUGGUAAUAUUGGUGGUAAUAUUACCAAUCAUGGUAAUAAAGAAAAUUCAAGUAACCUGAUGUGGGACAACUUUUGGCCACGGACUAAUGUUGCAGAUGUGUCCUCAUCGGGAAGUAGUGACAACAGUGGUCGUGGCUCUUCAGAUUGGCCAUAUCGUGAAUGGACAAACCAAGUAAAUACCAGUUCUACUCCAAUUCCUAUGGAUAAUCGUGAUGAUGGCUCUAGAAAUAAUCAGCGAUCAUCUUUUAGCUUUCCCGGUGAUAGUAAAUUGUUGGACUUAUGCGGAAGCUAUGGAAGUCUUCUAUCUGCAAGUUUGAAUCGUAACUGUGACAAUUUUGGACAAGUACCGCCGAGAAGUGGUAUCCGUGCUAUAAGAGCUCCUAAUUCUAACAACUCGACCAAUAAUAGUAAUAGCCUCAACUCCAAUUCUUCUCGACUUUUUUCCGCUGGAGAGCCAACAACCUCAUUUGAGUCUUCCUUUUCAAAUAGACUAAACAACUCUGGUAGCUCAGGUCGUGAUAGUCGCGAAUCUCCAAAUUCACCAAUAAAUUCGGAUUCUGGUUUAGCGCUUGGAUCUUUGGUUUCUGAUGAAUAUGUAACCCAGUUGAUGUCCCAACUUAAUUUAGCAUCCUCUAUUAACGAGGUAUGUCGAGCUCAAGUUAAGGCAUCUACACGGAUGCCAAAUGCUGCAGCUUCAAUGUUCUCUUUACCACAUCCAACCUCUCUGGUUAUGCCUGCCUAUCCUCCUGGGCUUAGCCGAACGGCUUCUUUCCCAGAUCCGUUCAUGUUAACUUCACUUAGUGGAGAUAAACGCUGGAUGUAUGCUAAAUUUGGAUCUCAUCGAGAUUAUCUUGAUAAAGCUAUCGAGCUCCAAAGAACUGCUGCCUCUUAUUCAGAAGCUACUCUCAAAUGGAGCGGAAAUAUAUCAAGCACGGAUGUUAAAAACCCAAGUUACUCAACAAAAGUUUUCCUCGGUGGUACGCCUUAUGAUUUAACAGACGAGGAAUUGAUUCAAUUUUUCUCAACAUUCGGUCGUGUUGAGGUUGAAUGGCCAAAAGAAAAUUCAAAGACUAAGCAAAAGAAAAAGGGUUAUAAUUAUAUGAUCUUCGAAUCAGAAAAAUGUGUCAAAGCAUUAUUGUCCCGGUGUGAAGUUCGUAGAGGGAAAUAUUAUAUAAAAUUGCCUUCACGAAGAAUGCCUGACAAAGAUGUUCAAGUUAUCCCAUGGGCUCUCUGUAAUAGUAAUUACACCAAGGAUUCGAAUUUUAGAGUUGAAUUUAACAAAACAGUUUUUGUCGGAAAUCUUCAUGGUAUGAUGACUGCUGAAGCUUUGGCUAAAAUAAUGGAUGAACUGUUUGGUAAUGUAAUCUAUGCUGGAAUUGACGUAGAUCGCCAUAGAUACCCAAUAGGAUCUGCUCGGAUCGCAUUCAGCGAUACUAGAAGUCACAAGAAAGCCGUUGAAGCAGCUUUCAUUGACGUUGAGAUGGGAAGAGUCACAAAGAGACUCCAAUUGGAUCCUUAUUUGGAAAAUCUUAACUGUUCUCUAUGCACAACACAAGCAGCGCCAUUGUAUUGUCGAGCUUGUGCUCAUUAUUUCUGUGAACCAUGUUGGAAUUUCCUUCAUAGUAAUGAGACAAUGAAAAAUCAUCGUACUUUGGCUCGAAAACGUCGAAACAAGUAAAAUAUUAACGAAUAUCAAGCGAUUAAUCAUGGAAACUGCAGAUGCGGCCAAACUCAAAGACCAAAUUCUAUUUUGAUUUAAAGGGAUACAUUUUAUAGAGUUCAUUGGAUUUUUCUAAUCAAUUGCCAAAAGUUUAUUUUUCUGAGACUAGGAUAUUCAUUCCCUACUCUCAAAUCACUCAACUCUUAUCCUCAAUCUUUCGCUCUUUAGCUUUUUCUUUUUCAAUCUCCUAUCUUUCUCUCUCUCUCUUUCUCUUUCUCAACCUUCCUUUUCUCUUUCUCCUCUACCUUCUGGUCAUGGUCUUAUUGUAUCUUAUGAAAGAAAUUCCGGGUUUUCUUUUGUAAAUAUACCGGUUCUUAGCUGAUACGAAUAAGCCUUUUUUUGAAAUCAAGCUUUUUUCGUUGAUUCAUUGUGAAAAAGUUUAACUAAAUGGAAUUCCAAAUUUAAAGCCAAAAAUCAAGUUUACAAAAUUACCAGAUAAUCCUGGUCACCAAACCAAUACAAUUUUUUCUCUUAAAAUGCUUUCAAAUCGAAUUGAAAAUCAUAAUGUGUCAUAAAUUAUAUUGUAAUCAAAUUCUGAUCAAAUUCUUGUCUAUUCUGACUAUUUAAAAAUGUGGCGGUAAAUCUGCUCUAGUCUUCUAUUAUGUUCAAAGACAAUUUUGCCUAAAUUUUGUACCAGGAAUAAAUUGAGCAUAUCAGAUAAAGCAACAAUCGUCUUUCAUUCGUACUUUAAAUAAACAGGACUUCAUUUAUA
This is a messenger RNA of Tetranychus urticae (two-spotted spider mite), 3049 nucleotides long. RefSeq names its product cytoplasmic polyadenylation element-binding protein 1. Gene Ontology annotation, cellular component: cytoplasm; synapse; neuron projection. Lineage: Eukaryota; Metazoa; Arthropoda; Arachnida; Trombidiformes; Tetranychidae. Gene Ontology annotation, biological process: negative regulation of cytoplasmic translation. Gene Ontology annotation, molecular function: mRNA regulatory element binding translation repressor activity; mRNA 3'-UTR binding; translation factor activity, RNA binding. The record is from RefSeq and is a predicted model, not a curated record.